Messenger RNA from Emiliania huxleyi CCMP1516, 657 nucleotides. RefSeq lists its product as hypothetical. NCBI's taxonomy places the organism in Eukaryota, Haptophyta, Isochrysidales, Noelaerhabdaceae. The coding region runs from base 1 to 657 and encodes 218 amino acids. Gene Ontology annotation, molecular function: protein binding. The record is from RefSeq and is a predicted model, not a curated record. The transcript is spliced from 3 exons.
AUGGUCGUCCUGCCGGCCGCCUUCCUGGUGGCCGGCGUGCUGAUCCGCGGGCGGCCCGGCCACUCUGCCGCGGCCGCCGCGAGCCUCGGCGCUCAGCCGCACUCCGCGCCGACCUGCCCGCUCCAGCCUCCGGCGGGCGGCCUGGCCGCCAUCCGCGCGCCGCGAGAGGUGCGGUUCGUGCCGUGCUUCCGCGCGGCGUACGAGAUCGACGGCGUGGUUGUGCCGCGCACCGGGGAGGCGGGGUACAAUGUGACGGGUUCGGCGAGCGGGCGCGACAUCGCCGCGCUCCUCCACGGCCUCUCCAAGGGCAUGCCACUCGGGCAGGUGACGUACUGCACGCUGAUCAAGGGGCACGGCCGCUCGGGCGACUGGCGGCGCGUCAAGCAGAUCUACGUCGCGAUGCGUCGCGCGGGCGUCCAGCCAGAUCUGGCCACCUGCAACGCCGCGAUUGACGCCUUCACCCGCUCCGGCCGGAUGACCAACGCGGAGCUGGUGGUGAGGGACAUGGUGACGGAGCGCGUGGUCUCGCCGUCCGCGCGCACGUACAACACGCUGCUGCGCGGCUACGCCACGCGGCGCGGCACGCCGCGCCAGCGCGCGCGCUCCCUUCGCCGCGCAUUUGGCGCACGGUCCGGGAAAGGUCAAGGAAAGGUCUAG